AAGCGCCAGAAUAAAUAUGCUGGCAAAUAUUACAACGUAUUAUGCAUAAUGAGCAGCAAAAUAAGUGCUGCGAGUAAAACUGUUGCCACGCGGAGUAAUAAAAAUAUAUUGGAAAAUAAUCAUCAAUUGCCUACUACUGGGUUAUCUUCAGGUGGCCUUGUUUCAUAUGAUAAUUGUAAUACAUUGAUAGAAGUAAUUGUAAAAGCUAAAGGUCACAAACGUACAUCAACCAUGGUCAGCAGCAGUCCAACUGGUCACAAAGCUGUAGAGGAGAAAAAAAGACCUGGCAGUAGUAGUGAUUCUCACCAAAGUUGGGGCAGAGUUUUAAGAGAACAAAAUAAAACGGUUAUGAAACAAGGCUUACAACGAUUGAUGACAAGAACUCCAGGUUCAAAGUCAUCAAAACAUGGUUGUGAAAUUAAAGAGACGAAGAAACAGUCUUUGAAUCAUCAAAAAUCAGAUUAUAAACAUUUAGAUGAAAUUCCUAUUAAACAACCAGCUUCUCAGAAAAGAAUAGAAGAACAUAUAAAAUCCAUACCGCAUAUUGCAAAUCCAUCAAGUACAUCAAUACCAAGCACUGUGGAGUCUAUUAUAGUUUAUGAUAAAGGGGUACAAUGUGAUGGAUUAUUUGAUUACUCUGAUGAUAGAUUUAGUGUGUUCAAUCCAGUUCGUACAUUAAGUUUUUUAAUAAAGGAAUUAGAACACUUAGUUAAGGAUGAUAAAGCUAAUAAAAUUCUUACUGAUAUGGAACAAGCACUACUUAGAGUAGCAGUGGAACCAAGCAAACCAGUUGUAGUGGUAUCAACUACAACUCAAUUAGAAGAAACAACUAGGCAAAUGAAUUCAAUGUGUGAAGCAUUACGCGAUGAGAGAGAUUCUUUACAACGACAAGUUCAUAAACAAGUCUUAUUAUUAAACGAAGCUCGAGAAAGACAAUUAGAUUUAGAAACAACAAUAAAGUCAUUAAAACAGGAAUUAGAAGAAAAAAUAAAAACUGUUCAAGCUAAAGAUAAAACAAUAACUGAGUUAACAGAAGAAAUUAAGGGUUACAAAUUUUCUCAAAAAGUUGUAGCUGAGUUAAGAAUGAAUCUUGCAGAACAAACAGAACUUGCACGACAGAGGCAUUUAGAGGUGCAGUAUCUAACACUUGAAAAAGACAAACUUUCAGUUUUAUCAACAUACAAAGAUUCGUUAUUAAAUGAACUUCGUAAUGCAAUCAAGGAAUUGCAAAAUCACAUCGCUGACCAACUGAGUGGUUUAAAAGAUAUUUAUGUCCACGAGGAAAGUUCAAAUCCACAAAUUUCAUUGGUGCACAGAGGUCUUGCAUGUUCAUCACCUACUUCUACCUCUUCACAUAAUUCCAAUAUACAUAUUUCUUGGCGUGAUAUAUCUGAUAUUUCUUUAUCUACGGCGGAUCACGAUCCGACCCAAAAAAGAAAUGUACAGAAUUUUCUGCAUAAAGCGGAUAAAAUAUCAGCAUUUUCAGAAACUCAAAUUGAAAAUUUAGAAAAGAAACGAACUAAGAAUAUUAAAGAAUCUUCGACUAAGGAUUCUGCUAAUUUAGACUUCAUUAGUUUACCUGGUGGAGAAUCUUCACUUACACUUUUACCUUAUAAAGAUUUUGGUUGUACAGAGAUGAGCAAAUCAGUUAAUAGAGGAAUGGGUGACGUAGUAACGUCGAGUAAUAAGAGAAGUGAUAAUUUAAGUAACUUCAAAAGUACCAAUAAAAUGCCAUCAUCGGAAAAUUUACAUUUAUCUCUUGAAAAGGCUUAUGAAAAAGAGACUGAUGGAAAAGAUUCACCUAGAAAUAAAAAAUUUUUGGAACCAAGUAAAAAACAAAGUUUUGGGAAAAAAUCUAUUGUAAUCGAAGAUACUGUUAAUAUACUAAAAGAUAAUUCGCCACAUAAUUUAAUAGGUUCUACUAUAACAGAACAAUUUCAGAAUAUAUUCCAAGACAUAAGAAUUCAAAGUAGAAUGCCAAUUAACGUACCAAGUCCACCAAGAAGUUAUCCUCAUCCUGAAUGGAGCGAUAGUACUUUACCUAGUAUUAGUACCGCCUCGGACAUAAAUGUGAUACAUCCCAAUGAUACUUAAAUUUUUAUUAAAUCUUUUAUAAAAAAAAAUAUUUAAUCUUAUCAA
Eufriesea mexicana is the source of this 2139-nucleotide messenger RNA. RefSeq lists its product as uncharacterized. The record is from RefSeq and is a predicted model, not a curated record. Bases 49 to 2094 code for a protein of 681 amino acids. NCBI's taxonomy places the organism in Eukaryota, Metazoa, Arthropoda, Insecta, Hymenoptera, Apidae. The transcript is spliced from 8 exons.